UCUAUCGAUAGUAUCGUUCGAACUCGAUUCAUUCGUUAAUUGGUCGUUGAUAAAAGUUGUUGUAUGUUUUUGUGCGCAGAGUAAUUUUGCGGCAAAUCGGGGAAAAUUCCUAAUUAAAAAUCUAAAUUCCUUGUGUUACCGAAUUAAAACUAAAGUGUAUCGUUCACCAAUUGAUAUAAACAGUGUUGAAAUUAGUGGUGUAUAAACCAAAACGUUGUAAACGAAGUGGUAGCUGCAGACUUGAAGUGCAGAAGUACAUUAUAAACUCGCCAAUAAAAACCAUACAUUUACAUAUAUAAAACAUACAUACACUAUAAAAACCACCACAUGUUCAUGAAAGGUAUGAAGCCUCCGGCAUAGCUGAAGAAAACGCUGCUCUUGCGUGUUUUCCAAUCCACUCGUGAUCAUCUCAUCAUUACCGUACAACAUUUGCUCUCAAACCUAAUUGAUUGACCUGCUUUCAAAGUGCAUACGCAACCAGCAUAAUGAGCGAUUAUCAAAUAGAGACGCGUCGACGUUCGCGCUCGAAAACACCCUUCCUACGUUCUAGCUGCGAUCACGAAAAUUGCGAACAUGCCGGCGAAGAGGGUCAUACACAUCAUCAUCAUCAAAAGAAGAAAGCGCCCAACGUGCAAACAAUUGUGGAGGAAACUGUUGAAGUGACAUCGUCUAUUUCACCAACAAAACAAACACAAAAAACAAAAACAUCUGAUUACUCCAGCGAGGACACCAGUCCGGAGAGUAAAUCAAAAAAGACCACAACCACCAUGAGUGAAGAGUCAUCACAGAAAUCUAAGCAAAUGUCGUCGUCCUCAACAAAUAGGACCACCACCACCACAACCAGCACGACGGUGAUUACCAAGGGGAAACGUACUGCAGGCAACAUUAGUGUCGCUGCCACAUCAACUCCAAAGGCGAUACAAAAAUACUUGCUAGAAAGUUUCGCCUCACAGUUCACAGGCGGGACUGGAGCCGAAUCUGCAGCGCAGCGCUACAAAGAAAUUACACAAAAUGCAUUGAAUACAGAAUUUGAGCGCUCACAGCGAUCGGCAGCUGCAGCGGGGAUUUGCAGCAAUAAUAGUAGCAUCAAUAAAUCAUACAGCCAGAUAUUGAGCAACAGCAAUGGCGAUCUCAGCGAUCACAUUGCCUACUUAGAAUAUAAGCGGGCUGGCGAGUAUUGGAACACUACACCAAAAACAGAUUACACAUACUCCGAGCACUCGUCAUUUCGCCGCGAAUUAGCCCCCGGCAUUGUGGCCAUGCCGAACAUGUCGCGCAACGGUUUAAAAAAUCAUAACGAACGUAUCAACUAUAUGAUCGAACGUGAUCCCGCGCAAGAGGAAUUCAUCCGCCGGCGAUAUGAAUCGUCGCGGUAUACGCAAAACCGUAGAGCCGCUGAGAAACUAACAUAUGAAUCGGGCGAUGAAGUUGAUCAACUGGAUAGCUACCGCAAACGGCAAUAUCAGAGGUAUUUGCAGGAGCAGCAAGAAUCAUGGUAUGUGCGGAUGAUUACGACUAUCGUAACCACAAUCACCAGCGCGUGGACAUCUUUAACUGGUGCUGGUAGCGGCGAAAGAAGCGGUGCUUUAGGCUAUGACAAUUCCGCUUUGUAUAGAACUAAGUAUGGACAGGUGGAGCGAGGUUUUUUCGGCUCUAUUACACACGCCAUAUCAUCAUCCAUAUCUCGGUUAUUUCGUUAUAUAUAUCUAAUAAUUUCAUCUGUAUUGUGUUUGGAUACUUGGCUACUACAAUCAUCGAACGCCGAUGGCAGAGGGAAAAAACGUUUUCUGUUGCUUUUGUUAAUCUUGUUGCCAUUGUUGUUGUUGGGUGCUUGGUGGUUGCUUGGCCAGGAUGACCGCGCCUACUUCCUUCAACGCACUCAGUCAUUAGUGCCGCUUUCACUACUCGCUGGUUGGCAGAGUGCGCUUUAUGUCACGGGCAGCUCGCUGAAAGGCUACUUCCUGCAAUUACCCGAUAACGUGAAAACGUCAUUCAAUCAGUACUAUACCAGCUAUUUAGGUGCAGUAGGGAGUGGCGGAGGCGAUGCACACCUGCAUAUCCACAACAUCGAACAACGGCUGCAAAAGGCGCUUACUGCUGAGGAGUAUGAGAAUAUAUUAAACCAUGUUAACAGUUAUGUGCAACAGCUGAUCGAUUUGAAGUUGACGAAGCAGCAGAGCGAACAGUCGGCACGCGCAGAGCAGUUGAGCCCAGCGCAAAUACAGUUGAUUGUCCAGCUGAUGCGGGAGAAUUUGCAGCGAAUAGCAUUGGAAAAGCAGCAGGGCAAAACUCCUGUAAAUCUGGGUGAGUUGAGUGAGGACGAUGUACUGCGGUUAGCUGACCUGGUGAGUGCAAAGCUGGCAGCAAGCGGUUGGGCGCAGCGGCCGGUUCCACUGUCUAGUGAAAACUUGUCGGAAAUAAAACGCCUAAUUACUGAGCAUUUGGAACUGCACGAGCACAAUCAUUAUACGCUGCUGGUGGAGCGUAUUGAUUUGGAUGCGUUGUUGUUGCGUAUCUUAAGUGCGCCGCAGCUGGCUAAGUACGUGGAUGCUCGUAUCGCUGCGGCAUUCGAGAGCAAACAUUGGCAGGCUGGUGGGACAGAGAAGCUGCGCGAAGGAUCGGGUUACAGUGAGCACUACACGGUGCAGCAGCGACUCAUCGAUGAACUCAACAACGAAAUCGCUUUCAUCAAGCUGGCGCUCUCCGACAAGUUGUCCGAGAAUGAAGGGCUGCAUCAGUCGAUAAGUAAAUUGAAAGUGGCGCAGGAUGAUUUGUUGAAGCGCAUGCAGGAACAUGAGCUCGCUACAGAUAAGCGAUUUAGUGGUUUGCUAGCUGAGAUUGAAAUCAAGCUCGCUGCGCUCAAGGAUGAUCACUUCAGGUUGCUCAAUCAGCAGAUCAAGCUGUCGCUGGUGGAGAUACUUGGCUUCAAAGAGAGAACACCAGCAGGUGCCAAUUUGGAGGAUGUCGACUUGCAAAAUUGGGUGCGUAACAUGUUUGUGGCUAAAGAUUAUCUCGAGGAGCGCCUGAUGGCGAUCAAUAAGGGCACCGACAACAAGAUACGUGAAGAAAUCGAUCGUUCCGGCAUGCUGCUGAUGCGCGAUAUUAGCGAGCGUUUAAAGCGUGAAAUACUGAUUGCGGUCGAGGCGAAACAUAAUGAGAGUGCAACAGCAUUGAAGGGUCAAAUCAAUACGGCUUUGUCCGAAGAGGAGGUCCAAAAGAUUGUCAAAUCGGUGCUGGCCAUCUACGAUGCCGACAAGACUGGAUUGGUGGAUUUUGCCCUGGAGUCUGCGGGCGGACAAAUACUUUCGACGCGGUGUACUGAAAGCUUUCAGCCCAAGUCAGCGCAGAUAUCCAUAUUCGGCAUACCGCUGUGGUAUCCAACCAAUACGCCACGCAUAGCCAUCUCGCCGCAGGUACAACCCGGUGAAUGCUGGGCAUUCCAAGGCUUUCCGGGAUUUCUGGUUUUGAAGCUCAAUUCAAUGGUAUAUGUGACUGGAUUCACUUUAGAACACAUACCGCGUUCGCUUUCGCCAAACGGACGCAUUGAUUCUGCGCCUAGAAAUUUUACAGUUUGGGGUCUCGAACAUGAAAAGGACUACGAGCCAGUGCUCUUCGGUGAGUAUGAAUACGUUGAUAAUGACGCCUCUUUGCAAUACUUUCCAGUGAAAAACAAAGAUAUCAAACGGCCAUAUGAAAUUGUGGAGCUGCGCAUCGAGUCAAAUCACGGACAUGCGCAGUACACUUGCCUAUAUCGUUUCCGUGUGCAUGGCAAGCCACCGGCAGCGUAAUUCAACAGGCCACAAACAACACAAAGUGUUUAUUUAGCUUUCUAAUAUGCAUAAGUUUACAGUAAUAAAUAGUAUACCGUCAAACUAAUAAUAAUAAGAACUAUGUACAUACCUACAAUUGCAAACUACUAAGUGUAAACUUUGUGCCUUAAAAGUAUUCAGAAAAAACUAAAUGAAAGAGCACAGUUGCAGAGUUUGAAAUUGCAGGCCUUAGCUAACCUCAAACAUCUACUAACAUAAGUUACUAACAAUUAACUGAAUUUAGAUGUAAAAAAUUGUAAAUAAAAUGAAUUGCUGCCACAGUGAAGAAUAUAAAAUAUAGUAUAGUAAGUCCUAUGUGUAGAUAAGCGAAAUGGUUUCCUACGUUACUUCAUAACUUGAAUUUAUGUAUACACAAAAAGAGGCAAAGUAGUUUAAGAGUUUUUUAAAUACUUAUUAUAUUUCGUUAUUUAGCUGUAGUUUUAAGUUACACUAUUAAUUAAUAUAAUUCAAUACACUGAAGUGCAUGUACAUAUUUAUUUAUUUAAAAAUUUAGACAUAAGACAUUUUUAAGAGUCAAUACCGCCAUACAAACCGCAAACAAAACUAAAUAUUUACAUAUCCAAAACUUGUUAAAAACUUGUGUACAUUAAUUAGCACUAAGCUUGCCAAUGAUUACUAAUUAAAUUUACUUAAAUAUAUGUUAGUACUUACGUACCAAAGGGCGUUGAAAUUGUGUGUUAAAAUCAGUUAUUUGCGUCAGUCCUUAUUUAGAACUUGAAUGGUAUUAACUUGGCUUUCAGGGGUUCUUUUCUACACACCUAAACAUCGAACGUGUUAACAAUAAAUAAAAACGUUUAUACAUAUAUUUAUAUAUUUAUACAAUAUUCAGUAAGAUAUGUAAAUACCAAUUUUUAUGUAAUUGGUUAUCUUCUAGCUACUAUUAUAGUUUGUCUUAUAAAUUAUGCUGAGUUUCGAGCAGGUAUUGGAAUUACGAAAAUUAACUGCAAAUCAAACCUAAAAUGGUGUAUGUAUUUAAAUUUCAGAAUUUUAUAAUUAGUUCAUGUAAAAAAUAAAAUACGUUGCGAAUAGAAAAUUAGUGCCGUAAUAUUUUCCUAAUAAAUAAGAAAUGAAAUGAAUAAUGUAAAAAAUUCCGUUGCGAAAGCGAUGGGCACUCAUGCAACAUACCUGAAAAAGAACAUAACCUUGGUCAUUGGUCGUCGCAUUUUUACCAACUUUAAACCUAAUGUAAACAAAUCACCCACCAGCAGUCUAAUGGCUCGCCCAGUGAUUUUUUUGUUGCAAUAAGCAGGCUUUCGGGAAAACUCGCCUAGGGCAAUAUCAAAAACUCCGUGACAUGGAUUUUAUGGACCAAACUCCUCUUAUAUCUCAAUACUUUACAAGAAUCGCUGAUUUUUGUAUUUAACAAGAAACACUUCUGCUACAACCUGUGGCAACUUGAUAAAAGAAGCAAGUUCAAUUUGAUUUAAGCGAUUUAGGUAAUUGAAAUAUGUAUCCCAAUAUGAGUGCCAGACGAAAGAGAUUCGUCUUGUUACCAUUCAGCAGGUCAAAGAAGUGUUCAAUCCAUAAUUUAAACACGCUUUGGACUUCGAUCACAAUGUCGCCGUGUUUGCUCUUAGCGGUA
Rhagoletis pomonella (apple maggot) is the source of this 5412-nucleotide messenger RNA. RefSeq lists its product as uncharacterized. Gene Ontology annotation, cellular component: meiotic nuclear membrane microtubule tethering complex; nuclear envelope. Gene Ontology annotation, biological process: nuclear envelope organization. The transcript has 9 exons. Bases 486 to 3788 code for a protein of 1100 amino acids. Gene Ontology annotation, molecular function: protein-membrane adaptor activity. The record is from RefSeq and is a predicted model, not a curated record. NCBI's taxonomy places the organism in Eukaryota, Metazoa, Arthropoda, Insecta, Diptera, Tephritidae.